CUUAGUGUACGCGCAAUAGGGUUCUAUCUUCUGCCGCCCUUGAUUUUGAAUGGCGAUGCUGCUGCUGCUGCUGUUGCUGCGCCCCCGGCUGCUGUGGCGCUAAGAGAAUGGAAGGGAGGGGUGGGAUGGAUGGAUCGAUGGGAUGGAGCUGGGUGGACCUGGAUUAAAGAAAGCGCCCCUCCCUCCUCCUCCCUAUUUCUUCCACACUCCUCCUCCUCCUCCUUCCCCUCCUCCUGUUCCUGUUCCUCCUCCUCCCACUCCUCACACGACUCCUCACCACCACCCCCUCGAUAACCAAAACACGCUACACCACGAUGUCGCACCCAACCCCACCGCAGCCUACCGGCUCCCCCAACGCCGGCGGCCCCAGCAUCGCCCCACCCCCGCUUCCGACCGGCUGGAUCCCGCAAUGGGACCCCUCGACGCAGCGCUACUACUUCGUCCAGCCAGCGACCAACACGAUCCAAUGGGACGUUCCUACCGAGGGAACACCAGCGCCCGAGCACAGCCCGUACCCAGCGCCAGAGUACGGUCUCGCACAGCAGCAGCAGGGACAGCCGGGAGCGGGAGAACAGCAGACGCGCGGCGGGCUAGGCUCGAUGGCGGGCGGGCUCGCGAACAGCUUCCUGGGCGGCGGAAAGAAGAACAGUCACGGCUCUAGCGGCGGCGCGGGCGGGCUGGUCGGGACGCUGGCGAGCGGCAUCCUCGGCGGCGGGAAGCAGUCCUCGGGAGGUCAUGGUGGUGGGCAUGGUGGUAGUGGCGGGGGUGCCGGUGGCCUGGUGGGCAGUCUGGCUAGUGGGCUGUUGGGCGGCGGGAAGAACUCGGGCGGGAAGCACUCCGGCGGGCAUAGCAGUGGUGGUCACGGCAGUGGUGGUCACGGCAGCGGCGGCCAUGGUAGCAGCGGGCAUGGUAGCAGUGGUGGCGGCGGCGGAUUGCUCGGCCAGGCUUCUGGGCUGGCUUCUGGGCUGCUGGGAGGUGGUAAGAAGAGCAGUGGAGGAUCGCACGGUAGCGGAGGCGGCGGCGGUCUCGGCGGUAUGCUCGGCGGUGUUCUCGGCGGUGGUAGCAGCGCACAGCACGGUGGACAGCACGGUGGCUCUCACGGCGCGCAGCCGCAUCAGCAGCAGUACGGCGGAUCCUCCCACGAGACUCCAUCAUACGGUGGUGGUGCCCACGGCGCUCACGGCUCGCCCGCUCACGGCUCCCCCUCGCACACGCCCUACCAGCAGACACCGCCCUACGGCGGGCAGGCGCAAUACGGCGGCGCGCCCCCACCGCAGAACUACGGCGGCUACGGCAACGCAUCGAACUACCCGCCGCAGCAGCAGCAGCAACAUCAGCAGCAGCAACAUCAGCAGCAGCACCAGCAUCAGCAGCACCAGCAGCAGCACUUCGGCGGCGCGUCCACGCCUUCCUACGCCCCCCCUCCGAACCAGCAGCACUACGGAGGUGGCGCCCCACCAAACCAGCAGUACGGUGGCGGAUACCCAGGCGGUGCGUACCAGUCCCAGCAGCCGGGCGGACAGCAGGGCGGCUACCACGGUACCCCGCCGCCGAAUAGCUACCAGCCCGGUCCUGGCGGCUACGGUCCCCCGCCUGGCCAGCAUUAGUCGGUUGAUCGAGUGUGGUCGCGGCGUCGCUUUCUUUUGUCGGAGCAGCUGGUUAAUACGGGCACGGGUACGGUAGGCGGGAAGUGGGUUUUUGUCUUUUCGCUUUUUCGCUUUUCGUUUGUCUGGGUUUCAAGUCUGUUCUGCUGUCUUUUUUGUUCGGCUGGCUGGGAGGAUGGAUGGGACGCGAUUGGAUUGGAUUGAAUGGGAUGCGAUAUGAUGAGAAAUGAUAAAAUACUUGGAUACCAAUUUACUCUAAUGAUUACGCGCAUUUGAUGGAGUGGUGAUGGUGACGAGAAUGAAACUGUUGGUUGGCUCACG
Tricharina praecox is the source of this 1925-nucleotide messenger RNA. RefSeq lists its product as uncharacterized. The record is from RefSeq and is a predicted model, not a curated record. NCBI's taxonomy places the organism in Eukaryota, Fungi, Ascomycota, Pezizomycetes, Pezizales, Pyronemataceae. Gene Ontology annotation, molecular function: protein binding. The transcript is spliced from 3 exons. The coding region runs from base 315 to 1607 and encodes 430 amino acids.